CUUUCAAAAUACAGCUAUACUAAAUAUCAUGUGAAAAUGCUAAUCUUUACCAAAAAUGCCGUCAUGGUAGGUUUAUUAAUUAGGCUUGGCUUUCACAAGGCAUCUGCAACACCAUAAAUAAAGAGGGACAUAUCAUCCACCUGUACAAAAAUAAAAUAUGCUUCUGGCUCCCGUUCUCUAUUGCUUGACUUUUGUCUCCUUUCUGAGCACAGAUCCCUGUGUGGGUUUGGAGGCCCUGAUUUACUUCACUUCUGUAUGCUUCAAAUCUUAAAAUACAUGACUUUCUAAAAUUUAUUUUUCAUUUCAUCACGUUUUCCACUUUGAGAGAUUCUUUCCCCAUUGUGAUAAUGGGUAACACCAGCAGGUGCACCUUGUGUUUAGUACCUCCAGAUUAGCAGAAGCUUUAGAAAGUUUAAGUGAGAAAAAAACUUUAGAAAGUGUAAGUUAUGAAAAAAACCCCUUCAUCAGAAAGUCUCCCUGUUGAUCAGUGGUUGGCUUAGUCACAUUUGUGCCUAAACAUUAAAUCUAAUUGUAGUAUUGACAGGUUGCAAUUAUCCUGGGCAAAAGACCACUCUACCUUUAAUUCCUGUUAAGCCUCAAUGAUAGAUUGUAGCAAUAAACCUUUUCAAUUCCUUAUACAUUGGAAAUCAAAUGUGUAUUUUGCAUUGCAAGACCUCGAAUGAAGGAAAGGUAAAACUCAGUAACAGAAUAAAUACAACUUUGAUUGUCCUGUAGAAUCAAUGUACCUUGGGUCUUUCAGAUAAAUAGCCCCCUUUUCCAAAUGAAGCUUCUACAUAUACAUUGUUAUACAAUAUUGGAAUAUUUACCAAUUACACACCUACUGUUAGAAUUUUACUUGUGGAGAAAUCUAUGGUAUACAAUGUUAGCACUCACAGUUAGAAGUUUGAUUUUUAUAGGUCUAUAUUGUUGCUGAUUUCUGUCACUGAUGGGCUGCAUGCAAAGAAACACAGUGACAAUGUGCUUUUGUUGAACUGUCUGAGAACCUUGUGAUCUUCAUGAUUAAUCUUUUUUAAUCUUUGGUUAUUCUCUCCUUUAUAGGCUACAUUUCCUACUCAAGAAAGAUAUUCCCAGUGAAAAUUCCAAAAGAUAGUUUGAAGAAACAAACCUAGAGCAAUGGAGAUCUUGAGAUUUGUGUCCAUGUGUGGAUCCCAAGAAGAACUAAGGAUGAGUUUAGGAACUUCAGGCACUGCUGUUUCAUUUCUUACACUUACACUGAAGGCAAAUGGAGAGUCAGAAUAUUGGAAUGUGCUUGUAGGUGCGGAGACCUUCGGAAGAAAUGGCGAGGAGGGAGAGGUGGACACCUGCUCAAAGAAAACUUUGCUGCCAGGGAGAAGCUGUAACGUGGGAAAGAAUUCGUCCUCGUGCAGGAUGCUGUACUGGGAAUGACAGGCAACCAUUUGCUGUCUCACUGUCGGUACCUCAGGAGUCAAGCUGCAUCAAGAGAGUUCUUCACAGAGCUGUUUCUAGGAACUCUUUAGUUAGAUUCUUGAAUCAAAAGGUGAAAUGUCAACCAAAGUGCCAAACAUUAAGCUGAAAAUUGAUCCUCGGGAUCUGCAGAUCCAGACAUUUACAGUGGAGAAAUUACUGGAACCGUUGAUAAUUCAGGUUACAACACUAGUGAACUGUCCACAGAAUCCUUCUAGUAAGAAAAAGGGCCGUUCCAAAAGAGCUCGUGUCUUGCUGGCUUCUGUGGAAGAAGCCACUUGGAAUCUGUUGGACAAGGGAGAAAAAAUUGCCAAAGAAGCAGCUGUGUUUAAAGAGGAACUUCAUGCAGCUCUUGCUGAUGUCAGGAAAGAGAGUCAAGCCCUGAAGGUGUCAGCAGAGGCGUUCACCAGCGAUCCCUGCUCCCUGCCCCGCAGGCAGGCCGUUGUCCCGGCAGCGCGCUCCCUGCUCGCGGCUGUCACAAGGCUGCUCGUUCUGGCCGACAUGGUUGAUGUGGUGUAUUUACUGCAGCAUUUGACUGUGUUUCAAAGAACAUUUGAAUCUUUAAGAAAUGUAUCCAGUAAAUCUGAGCUACAGAAAACCUACCAGAAGUUUCGAAAAGAUCUGGAAAAUCUGGAUUAUUUGGCAUACAAACGUCAGCAGGAUUUGAAAUCUAGCAGUCAGCGAGAUGAGAUUGCUGCAGCACGUGCAUCCCUGAAGGAAAAUUCCUCUUUCCUACAUUCAAUAUGUUCAGCUUGUUUGGAACAUUCAGAUGUUGCAUCCCUUACAGCCAGCAAGGAUUCAAUUUGCAAUGAAAUACAGAAUGCUCUCAAUGCAAUUUCUAAUGCUUCCCAAGGAGUUGGAAAUAAAAUGGAACAACCUACGUCUUGCACAGCUACUCUUGGAAGUGCACUUGAUGAGCUUGAGAAUUUAAUUGUCCUGGAUCCUCUUGUAGUGAAUGAGGAGACAAUAAGGCCCUCCCUAGAGAAACGUCUGGAAGCCAUUAUAAGUGGAGCAGCUCUGCUGGCCGACUCCUCGUGCACGCGGGAUGUCCAUCGGGAGCGCAUCAUCGCCGAGUGCAACGCCAUCCGCCAGGCCCUGCAGGACCUGCUCUCAGAGUACAUCAACAAUGCUGACAAGAAAGUGAGAAAUAAUGCCUUGAACGUGGCAAUAGACAGUAUGUGCAAGAAGACAAGAGACCUCCGCAGACAGCUCCGUAAAGCCAUUAUAGAUCACAUCUCAGACUCCUUCUUAGAUACCACUGUUCCACUUCUAGUUCUCAUUGAAGCUGCUAAAAAUGGAAGAGAGAAAGAAAUAAAGGAAUAUGCUGCUAUAUUUCGAGAACAUACCAGCAGGCUUGUGGAGGUUGCUAAUCUUGCUUGUUCAUUGUCAACAAAUGAAGAUGGAACAAAAAUUGUCCAGAUGGCAGCUAAUCGCAUAGAGACCUUGUGCCCACAGGUCAUUAACACUGCUUUAGCUCUUGCUGCCAGACCAAAAAGUCAAGUUGUGAAAAACAACAUGGAGAUGUAUAGGAGUACAUGGGAGAAUCACAUCCAUGUUCUUACUGAAGCUGUGGAUGAUAUAACAAGUAUUGAUGAUUUUCUUGCUGUAUCAGAAAGCCACAUUCUCGAGGAUGUGAACAAGUGCAUCAUUGCCUUGAGGGAGCAGGAUGGGGAUGGUUUGGAUCGUGCCGCAGGUGCCAUCCGAGGACGUGCUUCCAGAGUCGCUCACAUUGUUUCGGGCGAGAUGGACAAUUACGAACCGGGUGCUUACACUGAAGGGGUGAUGGCAAAUGUUCAGGAUCUCACCAAGAAUGUGAUUCCAGAGUUUAUUAGUCAAGUAAAUAUUGCUUUAGAGAGCCUAAGUAAGAACACAGUCCAUCUGUUUGAUGAUAACCGGUUUGUGGACAUUUCUAAGAAGGUGUAUGAUGCGAUUCACAACAUCAGGUGCUCAGUCAUGAUGAUUCGGACACCUGAGGAGCUCGAAGAUGUGUCUGACCUGGAAGAAGACCAUGAUGCACGUAGUCGUACCAGUAUCCAGACUGAAGGGAAGACUGACAGGGCCAAGAUGACUCAACUGCCAGAGGCUGAAAAGGAAAAGAUAGCUGAGCAAGUGGCUGACUUCAAAAAAGUCAAGAGUAAGCUUGAUGCAGAGAUUGAAAUAUGGGAUGAUACCAGCAAUGACAUAAUUGUUCUGGCCAAGCGGAUGUGUGUGAUUAUGAUGGAGAUGACUGACUUCACAAGGGGGAGAGGACCACUGAAGCACACAUCUGAUGUGAUCAACGCAGCGAAGAUGAUCUCGGAGUCAGGCUCCAGGAUGGACGUCCUGGCGCGGCUCAUUGCGGAUCAGUGUCCAGACCAGUCGUGCAAACAGGAUUUAUUGGCUUACCUAGAACAGAUCAAGCUCUACUCCCACCAGCUCAAAAUCUGCAGUCAAGUUAAAGCAGAAAUCCAGAAUCUCGGUGGAGAGCUUAUCAUGUCUGCUUUGGACAGUGUCACUUCACUAAUUCAGGCCGCUAAAAAUCUAAUGAAUGCUGUGGUGCAGACAGUGAAGAUGUCCUAUAUUGCAUCCACAAAGAUUAUCAAGAUUCAGAGUCCCACUGGCCCACGACAUCCAGUUGUCAUGUGGAGAAUGAAGGCUCCAGAGAAGAAGCCCCUCAUUAAAAGAGAGAAGCCAGAAGAAAUCUAUGCCGCUGUCAGAAAGGGUUCUGCAAAGAAGAGAAUCCAUCCUGUUCAAGUCAUGAGUGAAUUUAGAGGCAGAGAAAUAGUCUAAUAUUUAGCCACUUUGUGUGUUCCUAUCUUGAAUUGCUGAUGAUUUUUCAUCUUUUCCUCCACUUAUUUAAUAAUUAUAUAUGUUAAUGUUUUGCUUUUCUCUAAUUCUGUAAGAUAACACUUGCUUAAAUUAUUUGAAAAUGCUGUUGGAUUAGUUAGAAGCACACAGUUGAAAAAAAAAGACAAACAAAAGCCACUUUUUGCAAUGACAAACUCUCAUGUUUUUGCACUGGCCUGUUUUCAACAGAGCACUUUUAGUGGUGCACUUUGGGACUGUGCUGUAGCUGGAAAGGAGGAAGCAAUGUGCCAACAUGCCCAGAAUCAUGCUGCAUUCAUGAGGCUUUAGGUGUUCCUGUGCCAGGGAUGAGUGUGGCCACUACUAAACAGUAUGUAUUUUAUGACAUACAGCUUUUUAAACACAUUGCCACAGGGCCAGAUCCUUGCUUGGCAUCAUUACACCAUGAUCAAGUCAUGAUUUGAUGUGAACUGAGAGUCUGGGCCCUAAACUGGGGUCUACACUGAAACAUCUAAAGACAUCCCCUUGACUAAGGCCCAGCCUUGGAAAUGAAAGUCUGAAAAUGUUUGAUGAAACACACAAAGUAUUAUAACAAUGUGGAUGUACUAAUGUAAUUAAAAAAGCACUGACUGCAACACAGCAAUAAUGACAGCUCUUUAAAAGGCCUUAGGAAGCAUUAACAUGGAUCUGUGUUCUGCUCCCUGUGAGCCCUAAGAAAUCUGCUGGCUGUUGUAUUCGGUAGUUCAGAUAAAUCAGACAUUAAAAACAAAACUCUUCUAAUUGCUGCACAAAAGAACAAACAUGAAAUGAGAUCAGUGUGUGAAAUACACAUCUUUAAUCUUACUAAUGGUGAGAUUUUUGCAAGGUAACUGUAGGGAUUUAAGCUACUUUUCUUAUGACAGUAGAGUCCUAAACGCAGGACUGUGCUGGUAAGUGACCUGCUGAAUGGCUGCACUCUUGUCUCAAACUACAUAAUGAAGGUAAAAGCUGUUAGUCCAGACCUCUGCAACUUAAGAGAAAUAUAAUGUUUCUAAAUCCAUUUGAAUCUGAAAUCCACUUGGACAAUUUUUUUUUUUUGAAGAAUCUAACUUGCCUUCCCUGCCAUGUCAUGAAGUUCUCCCAGGCUACCCUUGUUACUCAGAAUGUCUUUGCCUGGCAAUUCAGUAAAUCCCUUGCUAUGGUUUUUUUGCAUUUGCUAAGGUGAAAGGGCUCCCUCAAAGGCCAGAACUUCAUGAUGUGUCACUCACUGCCUUUGUGAGGCAGCUCCAGACUAUGGGCUGCUGCUCCAUGUCAUUUAUUACCAUGCUUUGCACAUCAGUGCCCUGACCUGGCACAGUGUGGGCAGCAAAAAUAACUGUAAAUGGUGCCUUUCCUCUUGGGGGCUGCUCUGUUUCUAAGCUCAGGAUGGUGGGGCAGUACAAUUUCUAGGCUGUUAAUUAAGGAACUCCAUGAAACCUAUAGUGCUCAUGAAUUAAAAAUUUUCUAGAUGAUGAUUCCACCUUCCCAAACUUUGCUGUCUGUUAAAUGAAACCAAAGGAGAAGUUUGAAAGAAAAUCACCUCUUGUCAACUAAAGUUCCCUCCAGUGUGUUUGCAUGAAGAUGUUAGUAAUAUGUAUUGGGCUUCGCUAAUAAUCUUAGGGUGACAGAGCCAGCAGGUGUUACUGUCUUUAAACCCUCAUGUCUGUCAGGAUACAGGUCACCUUGAUACCAAACAUUUGUAACUAAUGCCUUGUUAUUGUAUUAUUAAUAAAAAAGCACAUGCACCACUGAUAAAA
Pseudopipra pipra is the source of this 6005-nucleotide messenger RNA. RefSeq names its product catenin alpha-3. The coding region runs from base 1525 to 4215 and encodes 896 amino acids. Gene Ontology annotation, cellular component: adherens junction; fascia adherens. The transcript has 20 exons. Gene Ontology annotation, molecular function: beta-catenin binding; actin filament binding; cadherin binding. The record is from RefSeq and is a predicted model, not a curated record. Gene Ontology annotation, biological process: cell-cell adhesion; cell migration. Lineage: Eukaryota; Metazoa; Chordata; Aves; Passeriformes; Pipridae.